Messenger RNA from Morone saxatilis (striped sea-bass), 5521 nucleotides. RefSeq names its product citron Rho-interacting kinase. Gene Ontology annotation, biological process: peptidyl-threonine phosphorylation; actomyosin structure organization. Gene Ontology annotation, molecular function: protein serine/threonine kinase activity. Bases 406 to 5304 code for a protein of 1632 amino acids. Lineage: Eukaryota; Metazoa; Chordata; Actinopteri; Moronidae. The record is from RefSeq and is a predicted model, not a curated record. Gene Ontology annotation, cellular component: cytoplasm; cytoskeleton. The transcript is spliced from 39 exons.
UACUCUACAAUGCCAUUCCUCGGUAGUCCUGCACUCCCUCCCUCUCUCCUCCGCUCUGUCUCUCUGCUGGCAGUAAUCUCCAGCCGCUCUCGCUGCCUCCCAGCUUUCUGCCCCGCCACAGCACAUCUCUCUCCCCCCUCGGCUCCGCUCUCUCCCCAGUGAGGAUGACAUCCCCAAAUUUGAUGAACCAGCGAAGCUCUCAUUCCGGCUGGUGGCUUCCGAGGGAGACCCCACAUGAACGGGCUUACUGGACGAGGUGGUGCCGCGUCUAAGGAGCUUCGUAGGAAACCCAUCAGCUGUAGCAGUCUCUGAACUGGUGACUACCAUCCAUCAACUCUCUAGAUAAGACCAUCUCUUUUGGAAAAACCUCAUUAAAAAGACAAAACAGCCAGAAUUGCCGGACACAUGUCACAGGUUGAGCAGGAAAUCUCACUCGUCCAGAGGAAGAUGUCUGACCUUGAGUCAGUGUUGCAGCAGAAGGAUAUAGAGUUGAAGGCCUCAGAGACCCAGAGGACCAUCCUGGAACAGGACCUGGCCACCUACAUCACAGAAUGCAGUAGUCUAAAGCGCAGCUUGGAACAGGCUCGUAUGGAGGUGUCACAGGAGGACGAUAAAGCACUGCAGCUUCUCCACGACAUCCGGGAGCAAAGCAACAAGCUGCAAGAGAUCAAAGAACAGGAAUAUCAUGCCCAGCUGGAAGAGAUGCGAGUUUCCAUCAGACAGCUGGAGGAGGACCUGUCUGCUGCUCGUCGCCGUAGCGACUUGUAUGAGGCUGAGCUGAAAGAGUCUCGGCAGACCAGCGAGGAGCUGAAGAGGAAGGCAGCCGACUACCAGCAUAGGAUGCAGAAGGCCAAAGAGCAAGGCAAAGCAGAAGCAGAGGACCUGAUGGCCAAGUUGGAGAAGACAAAUGCUGAGCAGCAGACAAAGAUCCAGGAUCUUCAAGAAAAGCUUGGCAAGUCGUUAAAGGCCACUGCUGAAGCAACGGACCUCCUUCAGAGUAUGAGAGUGGCCAAAGAGCGCAUGGAGCGAGAUCUAGAGAGGCUACACAACAAGGAAGACUCCAGUGACAGCCUGCGUAGACGCCUCCGUGAGACUGAGGAUGGUAGGAAGACUCUUGAGAACCAGGUGAAAAGGCUGGAGAUUGUCGAGCGCCGGGAGACUAAACUGAAGGAUGAGAUCCAGAGCAAGACCCAGCAGAUUCAGCAGAUGGCAGAUAAGAUUCUGGGGCUGGAGGAGAAUCUGCGAGAGACCCAAGCCACAGCCCAGAGGUUGGAGACUCAUCUGAAGCAGAAGGAGAAGCUCUAUGAAGACAAAAUAAAGGUGUUGGAGGCCCAGAUGAAGGCGGACAUGGCUGAUAAGGAGAUGCUGGAGUCCAGUCAGAGCAAAUAUGAGGAGGAGGUGCAGGAGAAGUGCAGCAUCAUCAGUGAACAGAAGGCGACCAUAAAUGCUAUGGACUCUAAGAUGAACAGCCUGGAGCAGAGAAUCGCUGAGCUGUCUGAGGCCAACAAACUGGCAGCCAACAGCAGUAUCUACACCCAGAAAAACAUGAAAGCCCAGGAGGAGAUGAUCUCAGAGCUUCGCCAGCAGAAGUUCUACUUGGAGUCUCAGGCUGGGAAACUGGAGGCCCAGAAUGCCAAACUGGAGGAGCAUCUAGAGAAAAUGAGUCAGCAGGAGCAAAGCAAUAAGAGCCGUGUCCUGGAGCUGGAAACUAGGCUCCGGGAGAUCGGGCUGGAACACGAGGAACAGAAGCUGGAGAUUAAGCGCCAGGUGACAGAGCUGACCCUGUCACUGCAGGAGCGAGAAUCCCAGAUCAGCAACCUGCAGGCAGCUCGCCACGCUCUGGAGAACCAACUACAGCAGGCCAAGACGGAGCUGGAGGACACCACUGCAGAGGCCGAGGAGGAGAUCACUGUGCUCAGAGCACACAGAGAUGAGAUACAGCGCAAGUUUGAUGCCUUGAGAGACAGCUGCGCGGUGAUCACAGAUCUGGAGGAGCAGCUGACCACACUGACUCAGGAGAACGCCGAGCUGAACCGCCAAAACUUCUACCUGUCCAAGCAGCUAGAUGAGGCCUCUGACGAGAGAGAGGACCGUCUGCAGCUCAGCCAGGAUGUAGAUAGGCUGCGUCGGGAGGUGGCCGACCGCGAAAUGCACCUUAACAACCAGAAGCAGAACCUUGAGACACUGAAGACCACAUGCACCAUGUUGGAGGAGCAGGUUCUGGAGCUAGAGACCCUGAAUGAUGAGCUGCUAGAGAAGGAGAGACAGUGGGACGCCUGGAGGGCAACGCUGGAAGAGGAGAAGAGCCAGGCUGAGAGGAGGACCAGGGAGAUCCAGAGACUGCUGGACACAGAGAAACAGAACAGGCUUCGUGCAGAGCAGCGCAACUCUGAGUCCCGCCAGGCUGUGGAACAGGCAGUUAAGGAGCACAAAGCUGAGAUCCUGGCCUUGCAGCAGGCCCUCAAAGACCAGAAACUCAAAGCUGAGAGCCUUGCCGACACUUUGAAUGAUCUGGAGAAGAAGCAUGCCAUGCUGGAGAUGAAUGCCCGCAGUUUGCAGCAAAAGCUUGAGAGUGAGAGGGAUCUGAAGCAGAGGCUGUUGGAGGAGCAAGAGAAACUGCAGCAGCAGAUGGAUGCCCAGAAGACCCACAUCUUCCGUCUGACCCAGGGCCUGCAGGACGCUCUGGACCAGACUGACCUGCUGAAGACUGAAAGGACUGACCUGGAGUACCAGCUGGAGAACAUCCAGCUCCACCUGCAGGCUGUGUACUCCCAUGAGAAGGUGAAAAUGGAGGGGACCAUCACCCAGCAGACCAAGCUCAUAGACUUCCUCCAGUCCCAGGCCCAUGGUGGCUCCAAGAAGAAAAAGGGUCUGUUUGGACGUCGUCGAGAGGACCUGUUGGCUGCCAUGGCUGCUCAGGCCCAGGCUCAGGGUCAGAGUCAAGGCCCAGUUUCCCCUGUGCCCCCCAUCCAGCCGGUGCCCCUGCAGUACAGCGACAUGAAGGUAGCUCUGGACAAAGAGCGUGCUCGCUGCUCCGAGCUGGAAGAUGCUCUGCAGAAAAUGAGAGCGGAGCUGCGAUCCCUGAGAGAGGAAGCGCUCCAGUAUAAGGAUCAUGGGAACUCAACAAACCCGGCCACAGCACGGCAGCAGAUGAUUAUGUCUGCCAUAGUGAAGUCUCCAGAGCACCAGCAGGGCCCGACCAACCUGGCAACCUCCAACUCUGGACGCAGGAAGGAGACUGCAACACCCGAGGAGUAUAGCCGUCGUUUGAAGGACAGUCAGAGAGACAGAGAGAGGGAGAGAGAGAGGGUGGUGCACCACAACACCCCUCACCGCUUCACAGUGGGACUCAACAUGAGAGCUGCCAAGUGUACUGUGUGCCUGGAUACUGUGCACUUUGGUCGCCAAGCUGCUACCUGUCUCGAAUGUCACGCUUUGUGCCACCCAAAAUGCUCCCCCUGCCUUCCAGCUACAUGUGGCAUGUCCAGCGACUGCUCCCUGCACCUGUCUGAGGGGCUGUGUCGGGACAAAGGCAGCUCCCCGGGCCAACAGCUCAAAGAGGCCAGCGGACACAUGCACCUGGAGGGCUGGAUGAAACUGCCCAGGAAUGGGAAGCGAGGCCAGGGCUGGGAGAGAAAAUAUAUGGUUCUGGAUGGAACUAAAGUGUCCAUCUACGAGAUAGAGCCCAGAGAAGAUUCAGUGAAGCCACUGGAAGAGUUUGACCUGUGUUUGUCAGAUGGAGAGGUGAUUGUUCAUGGAGCAGUAGGGGCAUCUGAGCUACCCAACACGGCCAAGUCAGAUGUUCCCUACGUCCUGAAGCUGGAGUCCCGUUGUCAUGCCCCCUGCUGGCCUGGACAGUCAGUUUACUUCAUGGCUCCCAGUUUCCCAGACAAACAGCGCUGGGUGGCUGUUAUGGAGUCCGUGGUGGCCGCGGGGCGAGCCUCACGGGAGAAGGCCGAGGCCGACGCAAAGCUGCUAGGAAACUCUCUCCUAAAGCUGGAGGGAGAUGACAGGCUGGAUAUUAACUGCACCCUCCCCCUCACAGAUCAGAUAGUUCUGGUGGGCUCUGAAGAGGGUCUGUACGCCCUGAAUGUCAUCAAGAACUCUCUGACUCACAUCCCCGGCCUGGGAUCAGUCUUUCAGAUCCACAUCAUCAAAGAGCAGGAGAAACUGCUGAUGAUUGUCGGGGACGAGAGGGCGUUGUGUCUGGUGGAGAUUAAGAGAGUGAAGCAGUCUCUGGCCCAGUCCCACCUGCCCAGCCAGUCUGAACUGGCCCCCUACAUCUUUGAGACAGUGAAAGGCUGCCAUCUGUUUGCUGCAGGGAGAAUAGACAAUGGGCCUUGUAUAUGUGCUGCAAUGCCUAACAAGAUAACCAUCCUGCGCUACAACGAGAAUCUCAACAAAUACUGCAUUCGUAAGGAGAUUGAAACUCUGGAGCCCUGCAGCUGCGUCCACCUGACCAGCUACAGCAUCAUCAUCGGCACCAACAAGUUCUACGAGAUUGAGAUGAAGCAGUUUGUGCUUGAGGAGUUCCUGGACAAGAACGAUGUGUCACUGGCCUCGGCAGUGUUUGCGGCCUCCUCCCACAGUUUCCCUAUCGCCAUCAUGCAGGUGGCCAGCAGCAUGCAGAAGGAGGAAUACCUGCUGUGUUUUCACGAGUUUGGAGUGUUUGUGGACACGUACGGACGAAGAAGCCGCACUGAGGACAUUAAGUGGAGCCGUCUGCCUCUGUCCUUUGCCUACAGAGAGCCCUACCUGUUUGUCACCUACUUCAACUCCCUGGACGUCAUCGAGGUUCAGGGACAUGCUUCUCUGGGUCCUACAGUGCUGGCCCACCUGGACAUCCCCAACCCUCGCUACCUGGGCCCAGCCAUCUCCUCCGGGGCCAUUUACAUGGCUUCCUCCUACCAGAACAAGCUGCGGGUGAUCUGCUGUAAGGGAAGUCUGAUCAGAGAGUCGGGAGAGCUGCAGAGGACCGGCUCCAGCCGAGGUAGUCCAAGUAAGCGAGGCCCUCCCACCUACACAGAGCACAUCACCAAGCGUUUGACCUCAGGCCCCGGCAGCCAUGACGGCCUGCAUCGGGAGCCCAGCACCCCACAUCGUUAUCGGGAGGGCCGCACCGAGUUCAGACGGGACAAGUCUCCCGCCCGACCGCUGGACAGGGAGAAGUCGCCCGGCAGGGUGCUCGACAGUCGCAGGGAGAGGUCUCCUGGGAGAUUCGGGGACAGCACCCGACUCCAUGCUGGGUCUGUCCGAACGCAGCUCGCCCCUGUGAACAAGGUGUGGGAUCAGUCAUCGGUGUGAGUCCAGUCCGGCGCAGCUCCUGACCGGAGGUUGAAGAGAAACUUUGGGAAACCCUUGAUCCACUCUGAGUGCAAGCACACACACACACACACACGCGCACACACACGCACACACACAUCACUCAGGCUGUCAGCCCCAUUGCCUGUACAUAGUGCAGUCUCCUCGUUCAGCAACACAUAAACCUGCACUGGGAGACGUCUCCUGCGACAAUCCUCUU